GUAGAAAUCAGGGAGACUCGCCUCCUCUCUAUCGUCUUCCCCUUUUCUCCUCUCUCAAAAUCCCCUCUUCUCAAAAUUCUCAACCUAUAUAUAAACAAAUCAAAUCCCUACCUCUCUCUCUCUCUACAAUUUCUGGAUCCAUUCUCAAAUUCUCUCGCUCCCCAAAAGCCUAACCCAAAACCCUAACUCAUGGAGGGCGAAACCCUGAAGAUCCAGCAGAUAUGAAGAUGGAAAGUCGGGAUUCGACGGCGGAGGAUGGUCGGAGUUCGCCGGUGACGAGUGGGCUGGCGAAGGAGGCGGGGGCGUUGUUCUCUUCUGGGAGGUUCUCGGAGUGUGUGGAUGUUUUGAAUCAGUUGCUGUUGAAGAAGGAGGGGGAUCCAAAAGUUCUUCAUAACAUUGCUGUGGCUGAAUAUUUUCGUGAUGGUUGUUCUGAUCCGAGGAAGCUUCUUCAUGUUCUUAAUAAGGUCAAGAAGAGAAGCGAAGAACUUGCUCAUUCGUUGGGUAAGCAGGUGGACAGUAUUGGCAAUCUUAAUAACGUCUCUGUAUCCAAAGGGAAUGGUAACAACCUAUAUCAGUUGUCUGCUGCAGAUACCAGCAGUGUUGCACGUGCAGAUGAGUUUGACACCUCUAUCAUUACAUUGAACACUGCAAUCAUACUUUAUCAUCUACAUGAGUAUGCACGUGCAUUCUCGAUUUUGGAACCUUUGUAUCAAAAUAUAGAUCCCAUAGAUGAGACAAUAGCACUUCAUGUCUGCCUUCUCUUACUGGAUAUUGCAUUAGCUUCCCAUGAUGCACCCAGAGCUGCAGAUGUCAUUCAGUACCUGGAAAAAUGUUUUGGUGUUGGUUGCAUGGCAAACCAUUGUGAUAACGGAAAUACAACUCAACAGCAAUCUCCGAAUCCGGGAGGUACAACAUCAACAAUGAGCAAUUCCUCCUUGCCAGAUGCCUCAAGUUCUGACUCAAGUUCCAAUGUCAAUGAGAACUCUUUGUCAGGAGCACUAUCAGAUGAUGCCCUAGAGUUUGAGAGUUUGUAUUCGACAUUAGAUGGUAGUAGUCAGAACUUGGGCAGGCCGUCAAAGGCAUCAGCCGAUCGAGCUGCUCCUGCUAUAGAACUGAAACUCAAAAUGCAUCUUUACAAGGUCCGGCUGUUUCUUCUCAGUAGGAACUUAAAGGCUGCAAAGCGAGAAGUUAAGCUUGCUAUGAACAUGGCAAGAGGUAGAGAUUCAUCGACAGAGUUGCUUUUGAAGUCUCAGCUAGAAUAUGCCCAUGGCAAUCAUCGGAAGGCUGUUAAACUUCUGAUGACAUCCAGUAAUGGGACAGAACCAGGAGUCCUCAUUGUCUUCAAUAACAACCUUGGCUGCAUUCACUAUCAGCUAAGGAGCCACCAUACUUCAGGCCUUUUCUUUUCGAAGGCAUUGAAAGCCAGCUUGUCACUUAGUUCAGAGAAGCCUCUAAAGCUCUCUACAUUUUCGCAGGGUAGAUCGCUUCACAUCAUAUACAACUGUGGCAUCCAGAACUUGGCUUGUGGAAAACCCUUGGUUGCAGCUCGAUGUUUCGGUAAAGCCAGUCUGGUUUUCUCAGACACACCACUCCAACAGCCCACCUUUUUGUGGCUCCGUCUUGCGGAAUGUUGCCUUUUGGCUUUUGAAAAGGGGCUUUUGAGACCAAGCAGGGAAGAUAUAAUAAGAGUUCAUGUUGCUGGUUCAGGCAGAUGGAGACAAUUAGUUGUUGAUGACUUGAACUCAAGAAAUGGGUAUUAUAAAACAGAGAAGGGUGAUGUCUGCAAGCUCUCGCUUCCAUUCGCACGUUAUUGUCUUCAAAAUGCGCUGCUAUUGUUGAAUAAGAACGAGGAGAAAAUAAUCAAAUAUGGUGCUUCAGUAACUCCCUUGAACGAGGAGCCUGACCAGGUGAAAUCAGGCAAGAAUUCCAAUCACAAGACCACAACUGAAGAGUCAAAAGCACAUUUGAAUAGAGAUUCUAAAGGAAACAAUGGAACUUUGGACUCAAACUCCACCUUGCAAAGUUCUACCGCAACAUAUGAAGACAUGCAGAGAGAAGAGAAGUAUGUGAUUAAGCAAGCAGUUCUUGGAGCCUUAGCAUAUGUUGAACUAUGCUUAGAAAACCCUUUGAAAGCUCUUUCUUAUUCAAAAUCGCUCCUAGAGCUCCCACAUUGUUCCGAAACUUAUUUCUUUCUUAGUCACAUAUAUGCCGCAGAAGCACUCUGUUGGCUGAACCGAUCUAAAGAAGCAGCAGAACAUUUAUCAGUCUCCCUCAAAGGCAGUGGUAAUGUUGAAUUGCCUUACAAGAAAGAGGAUAGAGAGAAGUGGAGCAAAAAGAGAGUGGCUGGUGAUUUUGAAGAUUCGAAGAAUUAUUUGCCUCCCAAAACUAUGAGAGAUGAGUCUCAGGACUCAUUCUUGAAGCCUGAAGAGGCUCGUGGAGUUACUUUCAUUAAUUUCUCAGCAAUGUUCGCAGUGCAAGGGGAUACUGAAAGGGCUAGCACUUUUGCUUCUGAAGCUCUGUCUUUGCUUCCUAAGCACCCGAAAGCAUUGCUUAUGGCAGUAUAUAUUGAUCUUUUACGAGAGAAAACACAAGAAGCUCUUUCCAAGUUGAAGCAAUUUAACCACGUGAGAUAUCUUUCAAGUGAUAUAAGAGCGAGCAGCUGAUAUCAACUCUGUAUUUGGUCUGUGAUUCUUGCCCCUAGUGAGUUUGUAGCUUUAUCCACGAUGAUUCUAGAUUUAUCUGUACGAUAUAACAAAGAACGGUCGUAGAUUAAGUUCAAUUUUAGUUAUUUCUUCGUAAUUAGGAAUCCGUGGCUUGGCAUGGUGUUUGAUCUGCAACAAGCCCACAAUUUUUAUUGAAGAUGUAGUUCAGAACCAAGAAGAGCAAAAUGAUCAUAGUUUAGAAAGGCUCUAUAAUUGCAUUCCUUUGGUAAGGCUGAUGCGAAGCCUUCCCUUCAAAGCAUCCUUUAGCUUGUUUGUUGAAUACAGAGACGCUAUCAGGUUGAUGAUGCAAAUCUCUUUUCCUAUUAGCAGUCGUUCAUGGCCGUCGAUUUGUGAAGUUUAAUGUUGAAGUGAAGUUUUUGUAUGUAAUCUUCUGAGGAAUAUGACUAUCUGCCUCUUUUAUCUGAGCACAGAGCAUAUUCUCAAAACCAUUGAUGAGUAUGUACUCCGUAUCAAAUACUUUAGUAUGGUAUAUAAUAUUAGUACCUCUUUAUGAUGAACAAUA
Molecule: messenger RNA, 3225 nt
Organism: Asparagus officinalis (garden asparagus)
Lineage: Eukaryota; Viridiplantae; Streptophyta; Magnoliopsida; Asparagales; Asparagaceae
Product: CCR4-NOT transcription complex subunit 10-like
Exons: 6
Coding region: 222-2663 (813 amino acids)
Biological process (GO): negative regulation of translation; mRNA catabolic process
Cellular component (GO): CCR4-NOT complex
Molecular function (GO): protein binding
Source: RefSeq, a predicted model, not a curated record